GCUUAAGUUACCGCCAACGACGUAAUAAUCGCAGUUGGAGUUACACUAAUAAUACAGGCCUAUCUGACAUACUGGACCACUCGGUUUCAGGAUUUUGUUGUGUCAAUAGUAGUGGUCCUGCGACUGUUAACUAUAUCGUCUGCUGCAAAUUACAGCACGUGUCGCGUUGAGCGGAAGCGCGUCCUAUUGGAUACCAUCAUCGGUUUUGGCACUGAAUGGUCGUUCCAUCUUAUCGCCACUCCGCAACAUAUCACUAUCAGCCAGCAUCCUUCUGCACCGUCGCAUAUUAUCCUGAUACUUCUUUCGAGGACCCUCGUUUACUAGCGUCAUGGGUUCUACCAGGACGACGUCGACCCCGACGAAACGGGGAGCUCCAAGUGCAAGCACGGGCGCGCAGACAGCGUCUGCCAAGAGGAAGAGAGCUACAGCUCAAGAGCUUAGUGCAGCUCCCAUAUCACCCCGAUCGGUAAGAAGGAAGGGAAAUGCUGCAAUGGCAGCCUCAGGCAGAGUCGAUCUCAUCGAUUUGACUGAUGAAUCGUCACCGGUAUAUACUUCGCCCCGAAAGAGGGCAACGACAGGCUCGUCCUACCUUGAGGAAGUGACAGAGCGCCGUGCUAGGAGAUUCCGCAAUCACCCUCCAAAUAGCUUUAUAGAAAAGCUGAUGCGAGCUACUACUCAACGGAUGUAUGUUGUCGGUCAGACCAGGACGGGUACUGAUACCGUCCCCGAGGGGCAAUUCGACAUGGUUGGCACUACGGGCAAUAUAUAUCGAGUCAAUAUAGGGAAGGUGCCAUCAUGCUCUUGUCCGGAUGCACUCAAACGUUCUGACUUGUGUAAACACAUUAUCUACGUUCUUGUGAAUGUUCUGAAGGCCCCAGAGCAUCUGCAAUAUCAACUAGCUUUCCUGUCCUCUGAACUUCGCGAGAUCUUCCAAGGAGCGCCCUCGAGUUCGCAAGAGAAUGCCUCCGCAGAAGAUACGUCGGGAAAGAGAAAACCGAUCGAGGGUGAUUGCCCGAUCUGCUUCAUGGAAUUUGAUCCAAAGACCGAAGAAAUAGUCUGGUGCAAAGCGGCAUGCGGCAACAACGUGCACAAGGUGUGCUUCCAGCGGUGGGCCAUGACGCAGCGUGCAAACGGAGUCCGCUGUGUAUACUGCCGCUCCGACUGGCAAGCCGACGAAAAAGGACUUGAACUCUCGACUCUCCUACAACAUGGCAGGAUCAACAACGAAGGAUACGUCAACGUCGCUGAUCAACUUGGUAUCUCUGGUGAACGUGGUAUGCGACCGUCUCUGUAUUUCGCCCGUUUUCAGUCCCCUUGUCGGAUCAAAAGCUAACUGAUGAUCUUUCUUUUCUUCUUUCUCUGCAGAUUAUUCAACCUACUAUCAGCCUUGGGCACGCCGGCGAUACUACUCUUAUGGCUGAGCUAGAGGUUAGUGUCUGAUAGUUGACGUUUCCGUUUUUGUGUGCUCGAUUUCGUCACGGGGCGUUUAAAUGGACAAGUGGAAUGGCGGUUUAGCAAGGCGUUUUGGAGACGAGUUCGAUUAGGAAUUUGCUUGUCAAGAGGUGCUAUAGUUAAUUGCCUGGGCUUUGAAUACGAACAUUG
Molecule: messenger RNA, 1602 nt
Organism: Paecilomyces variotii
Lineage: Eukaryota; Fungi; Ascomycota; Eurotiomycetes; Eurotiales; Thermoascaceae
Exons: 5
Coding region: 329-1333 (334 amino acids)
Molecular function (GO): zinc ion binding; ubiquitin protein ligase activity
Source: RefSeq, a predicted model, not a curated record